AACCAUAUCAGAGCUUUAUAAAGAGACGAGAGCCCUCCAACCAUUCAAUCCAAACCCCAAACCCAUAUGCCUCACUCCUCAACAAACGAAUCUCGCUCUCAUUCCCAAUUUCUCUUCGUUUCUCUUUCAUGAUCCAAAUAUGGUAGCAGAAACCGUGCACCACCACAACCACGAUGCCAACGAUGGGAACAGAACCCUGAUCUUCUCGUACGGAACCUUGAAGAGAGGCUUCUCCAACCACAACCUCCUCCAAGACCUAAUCCGCACCGGCGACGCCUCCUUCAUCGGCCUCUACAAGACAUCGCACAGCUACCCCCUCGUCUGCGGGCCCUACAGAGUCCCCUUCCUCCUCAACCUCCCGGGCUCGGGCCACAAAGUCCAUGGCGAGUUGUACUCCGUCUCGGCCCGCGGCCUGGCCCGUAUGGACGAACUCGAAGGAACCACGCGCCACCACUACGAGCGGUUACCGAUCAAGCUUCUUCCGGCCGAGGAAGGCGCUGACGAGAAUGUAAACAACGAGGAUCAGGUAAAUUUGGAAGAUGAGACGAUGAUGACGGAGGAUGCGCCGGGCGUGCUAACGUGCGCAGAGGCGUAUUUUGCGCAUAGUAACUACGCCGUUGAGAUGUGGAAGAAGAAUGGGAAGAGAGGGUUACGGUGUUAUACGAAGAAAGAGACCAAGGGAUACGUCAAGCGCGGUGAUCGGCCUCAGCAUUUGACCUUCCUUGAUCACAUUCGCUUGUUCCUUUCUGAAUGAAUCUCUUUUUUUUUUCUCUUUUAAUUGCGUUCCACACAAAUAUUUUUUUUAUGUGGAAAAUAAAAAAAAUUUUCCCAAAUUGUUGUUGUGUUAGUUUUUUUUUGGUGGUGUUUAUAUAUAGCAUUUGAUGGGAAAUAAAAAAAAAUGUGGCUGAGAUUGUUGUUGAAAAAUGAAAAGAGUAGUGGGAAUUUGGGAUUCCCAGAAUCUGUUUUGAGAUGA
Messenger RNA from Arachis stenosperma, 973 nucleotides. Its product is annotated as putative gamma-glutamylcyclotransferase At3g02910. The coding region runs from base 140 to 754 and encodes 204 amino acids. Gene Ontology annotation, molecular function: gamma-glutamylaminecyclotransferase activity. Lineage: Eukaryota; Viridiplantae; Streptophyta; Magnoliopsida; Fabales; Fabaceae. The transcript has a single exon. The record is from RefSeq and is a predicted model, not a curated record.